AUGAGCAAGCGGCCACACGACACAGUGGAGGAGACCAAAAAGAAGGCCAAGCUCGACGAGGCUAAGGAGGUCCCUGCUGAGCAGAAGCAUCUUCAGCCUGUGGUUCGCUUGCGAACUGGAAAGGAAGGAGACCUCACAGUGCAGUGGAGACACACACCGGCGGCGCCAGUCCGCGAAGUGAAUAGCGAAGAUGAUCUGAAGCAACUCUUUGCCGAGGAGACGGCCAGAGCUGUGAAGACCACCGAGGCUUGGGUGCGACAAGCUGAAGCAGAGUGGAUCGACCAAAUGGUCAAAGAGUUGUCGCCGGAGAAGAGGCACACCUUGCGACAGCAGUGGCACCGACUCCAGGCGAAAUCGCCCAAGGAUUUCUUUGCACGGUGGGGUUACACCUCAGAUUUUGCCAGCUUGGCCAUCGAGCUUUGGUUGGAAGACAAGACUCUGGAGGAGGUCUUGCAGAGAACCAGGGAGAUUGGGCAAUUGGAUGAUGAGGGAGAGAAGCUUCCGCCAGGCUACCUUCUUCAGGGCUCCUGGAUAGCAUCGUCUUUGGCGCGCAGGGAGGAUGGUUUGAGCUUUUCGCAGGUGCUGCAGAUGGUGCGCCGCUUGUCUGGCCCGGAGGCGUCCGUGUACACCAUCCGCGAGGAGAACUGCUUCGAGCAGGAGCCCUUCAACGAAGUGCCCGUGUCGGAGUUGAAGCCCACAGAACGACAAGGAUCAUUGAACACCACCUGGGACUAUGCCAAACGCCGCCAGAGUGGCGUGGAGCUCUUGGACAAUUACCAUGAGCAGCUGCGGCAACUUUUGAAGAGCUCAAAGCCAGUGGAGCUCAACCGGCUCUUGUAUUUGAUCUGGAAGCUGCCGCACUAUGUCACCUCCUACCACCAGGACACUCACGUGCCUCCUCACUUCACCCUUUACAACCAGGUCUCUGGGGUGAGCAUCUUCCACUUCUUACCGGUUCUGCUGGGCCUCUUCGUGACUCACGUGGGGCGCCAGGAUCCACUGAAGCUGAAGAAGGUCUUAGAUCAGCUGGAUGAGAUGAAGAUUGGCUCUUUGAUCAUCUUAGGACCCGGCGAGGUGGCCUUCAUCUCCCCCAUGGGCUCCCAUGGCGUUUGGGUGCCCGGCCCGCUGGAGCAGCCGGAGCCGUCCGCGGUGUCCUCCGAGAUGAUCUCGGUGAUCCGCGCGGCGGAGGUCUUCGUGCGGCCAGUCAUGGAGACGCUCAGGAAGCGCUUGAAGCGUGAGGAUUGGAAGAAUCUCAUGGAGGUUGGCCAGGAGGAGUUGGAGAAGUUGGAGAUCUACAAGGAGGCGUGGGAGUGGCUGGCGCCGGCGCAGCUUGAGCAAAGCAUUGGGGACUCCGGAGCGGCCAACACCAGAAGCGACUCCAGCACAGCAGAGUUCAGCUCAGCCAAAAGCAUGCCACAGUCGCAGUUCGUGGGUUCCCCUACCUUGGUUCAGCAGACUGCGGGCUCGGGUGGCUCUGGCACAGUGCCACUUCCCGUCUACACGCAACGGAGGGUGGAGUGGUGGGAUCACAAACCUCCACUGCCCUUUGAGCUGCAGAUCAUGUCCAGAUCGAUGCAUCGUGUCCGGAUGUUCGACGAGAAGUUCCUCUACCAGCGGCGCAUUGUUCGGGCACGCCAAGAGCGCCGGAAAGCCAAGGCUGCCGAGUGGACCGAGGAGCGAAAGAAGCUGCUGGAGGAGAAGCAGAAGACGAAAGAGGAACGCCGCCAACGGGCGCUGGAGGUGCUGGGCAGUUGGAUUGACUCCCACUGUGGAUGUGGCGUGACUCCAGGCGUCCCGGCCACUGGUGGCGUCAGCGGCGUCAGCGCGACCCGCGGCCCCACGGGCCCCACGGGCCCCACGCCACGCCCUCCCAAUCCGAGCACAAAGAGUCCUGAAGCACCAGCCCCAGCAAGCACAUCCAAACCGGCGGCGCCAGAGGCUGCCAAGAAGGAGGACGAAAACUCCAAGGUGCCUUCAGAGACACCUCCCAGAGCACCUGGACGUCCAGCGAGGCCCAGUUCGGCACCUGCGCGCCGUUCUCCCAGUGAGGUGCCUGAGAAGGCGACUGGCAGAACCGCUGCUCGACCGCCCAGACCACCUAGUGGAGGUGGUGCCCCAGCAUGGGCGGGCCGUGUUUCCAGUGGACACCGCUCUUCGCCGUGCGGACCGCGGUCGUCUUCUCCAGCGCCGGGCGCUGCGGGCCGUGCCUCGUCUGUGGGGCCGAAGGAAAGCAAGAAAGCAGAGGAGAAGGAGAGAGACCAAGGACGAGCUCGAAGUAGAAGCAAGUGGGAGGACCCGAGCGCCGAACCAGAUGCAGAGCCUGACACCACUGAGGCUUCAGCCAGUCCCAGACCCAAAGAUAGGUCUGAACACACUUUGCGGAACAAGAGGAGCGCCUCCUUCUCACUGGGUCGUCCCCAUGGCUCGCCCGCCAGCAUCGCGGCCCUGGCGCAGCAGAAAGCCAACGAGCGCGCGGCGGGGCGGCCGUGGUGGGAGCGGCUCUACGAGGUGGAUUCCAAUUCAGGAAACCCUCCGAAGGCCGGGCAGAAGAUCGAAGCCCACUCUUACUCGGUGCAGUCCCUCCACACUGCGCGCUCGGUCGACUCCUCUACACCACUGACCAGGCCGCCCUCCGCGCCCAGUGGCACGCCCCGCGCCAACAAGCCACCGGUGCCCAAGACGGCACCGGUCGCUGGCGCGGUCGCUGGCGGGCGGCCGGCGUCGGCGCCUCGGGCGAGGCCAACCAUCCCAGCCGAAGAAGCUGCACCGGUGGCACCGCCAGCGGUUUUCGCCACCACGACCGCCGCCCACGGCGGUGACAUCGGGCGCCCGGAGGCGAAGACCGCCUCUGCAGUCGUGCCGCCCACAGAGCCAAAGAGCGAGAAGGAGCGGAUGCCUUGGCAUUUGGCCAGCCCGCGCUUCUUCGGUGCUGACAGUGAUGAGGAAGGCGGGCCGAGCUUGAGCUCAACGACCCGAAUUCAAUCUGCGCGGGCGCUCACAAGGCUGAUGGAGCUGCAAAGGACACUCCAGACGUUGCAAACUCAGACCACAAGUACCCACAAGUCAGUAAGAGCAUCGACAGACAGUAGGUCCGACUGUGAGUCAGAAGCUUGCAGGCGACCCAAAUGCACAUACCUCAUGCUCUAGAGCAUGUUUUGUUUCACAACAUUGGUGUUUGUCAUUGUUUGUCCUCGGUUCAUGGUUGUUGUCAUUGCAAGUGCUUAUUUGGAACCCAUUCGAGAUCUAAGUGAAUGUCUCAGCUUUGCCGCUUUGUUGUCAAGCAACUCGAGGCCGCUUGUAUGAGUGAAUGCGGCCAGCUGUGAGCCUGCGGUGAAUAUGAAUUGUGUUUUGACCCAAUGAAACCAUGUACAGGUGUUGUCCUGAGUAGAAAGAAAUCCAAG
This is a messenger RNA of Durusdinium trenchii, 3401 nucleotides long. The record is from the annotation of a GenBank genome assembly. Lineage: Eukaryota; Dinophyceae; Suessiales; Symbiodiniaceae.